This is a messenger RNA of Silurus meridionalis, 4862 nucleotides long. RefSeq names its product synergin, gamma (gene synrg). The coding region runs from base 44 to 4084 and encodes 1346 amino acids. Lineage: Eukaryota; Metazoa; Chordata; Actinopteri; Siluriformes; Siluridae. The record is from RefSeq and is a predicted model, not a curated record. Gene Ontology annotation, cellular component: clathrin coat of trans-Golgi network vesicle. The transcript has 25 exons. Gene Ontology annotation, molecular function: protein binding.
CGGAAGUGUCCCUGAAUGACGUCAUUGCUCAGAGCUGAUUAAGAUGGCGCUCCGGCCCGGAUCAGGCGGAGGCGGCAGUUUCAUGUACCCUGUAGGAGGGGGACUUGGACCACCACAAGGAAUGAUGCCCAUGCAGCAACAGCAGCAGCAACAGGGAUUCCCUAUGGUCCCAGUCAUGCAGCCCAACAUGCAAGGCAUGAUGGGAAUGAACUUUGGACCUCAGAUGCCAACCGGACCAAUGCCCAUGCAGGGUGGCAUGGCCAUGGGGAUGCAGGCACCAGGUAUGCAGUUUAUGGGUCAACCCCAGUUUAUGGGAAUGAGAGCUGCGGGGCCACAGUACCCUGCCGACCUGCAGAAACAGAUGGCUGAGGAGCACCAAAAGCGCUUGGAGCAGCAGCAGCGCAUGUUAGAAGAAGAUCGGAAGAGAAGACAGUUUGAAGAGCAGAAACAGAAACUGCGUCUCCUGAGCAGCGUCAAACCUAAAACUGGAGAGAAGAGUCGAGAUGAUGCGCUGGAAGCCAUAAAAGGGAAUUUAGAUGGCUUCAGCAGAGAUGCAAAGAUGCAUCCCACUCCAUCUUCUCAAUCUAAGAAACCAGACUCAUCGCCAUCUCACUCCUCUGUCCCACCACACUCGAUCUCCCCUGCUUUCGCAGAGGAUGAUGAUGAAUUUAGUGACUUUAUACAGGGCCCUGUUGAGGCCUCCUUUUCGAGUUCUUCCCUCCCUUUGCCCUCCUUUUCCUCAAUUGCCAAUAAGUCCGCCUUAGAGGCAGGAGCUGGGCAGCAGCCCUGUUCCAGCCCUCUCCCCUUUUCCCCUGCUCCCUCUCUGAACACACUCACUGUCCCUCACCACUCUUCUGUCAUCUCCAGCUCCCAAUCUACAUUCCAAGGCCCAUCUCUGGAGGAGAAGCUCUUCUCCUCAUGCGAUCUAAAAGCUGAUAAGAGGGCUCAGGUCAACUUUAAACCCAACAAGGCCCUCGUUGAACUGGCUCCCAGAGCUCAGGUAUCAGUACGCUUCCAGAGUAGCUUAAAAGCUCGCAACUGGGCCCAGUGCUCCGAUGACCUCAGCGCUGCCUUCAUGGUGGAGAAGACUCCUGAGCCUCCAACUGCUUCUCCGGCUCCCAAAGCAGCAGAAGCUCACCCCGAUCAGACAUCAAGUGCUAGUGCAGGUGUUGGUGUCUAUCCACAACAAGAAAUGCAGAACUUGUUGCCAGCUUGGCUCUACAAUGACACUCUUGUUCCAGAGAUGUUCAAGAAGGUUCUGGAGUUAACAAUGACUCCAGCAGGCAUUGACACAGCCAAACUCUACCCCAUUCUUAUGUCAUCGGGGCUCCCCCGAGAGGCCCUGGGGCAGAUCUGGGCUUCAGCUAAUCGCACCACACCGGGCAAGCUGACCAAGGAGGAGCUGUACACUGUGCUGGCUUUGAUCGGAGUAGCACAGAGUGGGCUUCCAUCAAUGAGCCUGGACAUCCUGAGUCAGUUCCCUACCCCUCCAGUACCCAACUUACCUGCUAUGACUAUGACUAUGCCGGCCGUCCUGACGCACCAGCAGCCGAUAAUGCACCCUACCGCACCUCCCGUCAUGCCCAUGACUUCCAACUCACUGGCACAACCUUCUAACAGCUUCAUCGCCAACUUCCCUCCUGUCCAGGGCACCAAAGUGGAUGAUGAUGAUUUCCAGGACUUUCAGGAGGCUCCAAAAGCUGGAGAUGAUUCAUUCACAGAUUUCCAAGGAGAGACGGGCGGAACAUUCCCCACCGUAACCUCCUCUCAAAGCAGCAUUUCAGCCAUGCUGACUCCUGUGACUGGCUCUACAUCCUCUUCUACCUCUGAUAAAUAUGCAGUGUUCAAACACCUGUCAGUGGAACAUCCCACAGAAUCCACACCCCCUGUCUCAGAUCUUGGGGACAAAUACAGUGUGUUCAGAGAGCUGGAGCCGGCGUCAGACCGAAAGCCAGUUGGGGAAGGUUUUGCUGAUUUCAAGUCCGUUGGUGCCGAUGACGGCUUCACCGACUUUAAAACCGCCAACAGCACUUCUCCACUAGACCCUCCAGACCAGGCCAAGACAUUCCAACCUUCUUCUUUUCAAAUUCCUUUUGGCUCCUCUCACUCCCUUUCACAAUCUCAGACCCAUCCAGCUUCUCUGGCACAACCCAAAAACCCUCUAAACAUGUCAGACCUGGACCUCUUCUCCUCCAUAGUUCCCCCUUCUAUUGCCGACUCUAAAGCCACCACUCUUUCCAUUUCCUCUUCCUCCACGGUGCCCUCGCUGCUCCUUCCUUCCACAGGCCCCAAACCGGACGACUUUGGUGACUUUGCACUCUUUGGCUCCUCCUCCUCCUCAUCUUCGGCUUCUGAGGCAACUGCCUCGGCUCAGAAAGGAUCCGGAGGAGGAGGCGCAGCGGGACAGGACGACUUUGCAGACUUCCUGUCAUUUGGUAACCCCGGGAAGCAGCCGAACGAGAGCAGCAAGGAGAGCGAUGGCUUUGCUGACUUUCAAUCGUCCAAAUUCCAAGAGAAGAGCUUGGUUGACAAGAUGGCUGCCUUCAAACAGACCAAGGAAGACUCUGCUUCGGUUAAGUCUUUGGACCUGCCCUCGAUCGGAGGCAGCAGCGUGGGAAAAGACGACUCUGAGGACGCGCUCUCUGUGCAGCUGGACAUGAAAUUGUCAGACGUGGCUGGAGAGUUAAAGCAUGGCGCAUCUGACAGUUCACUGGACCUCCCAGGCCUGAACCAUCAGCCCCCUGCCACAGGUCCAGGCUGUAUAAACAGUAGGGGUCACACAGAGGUUGACGAUCUCAAGUUCGAUCCGUUCGGGAACUCUGGCAUUAGCGGCUCGACCGUCUGCGAUUGGUCCGACAAAGAUGAUGCCCCGUGCGCUCAGGGCACCAAAGCCCAGGCAUUUCCUGUAUCUGGACUGCCCUCUUUAGCUGUGCUUCACAGGAAGGAGACAUCGUUUGGAAGCUCGGAGAACGUCACACACACCACUCUUGAAAAAGUCACCACGUUCCCUAUCGAAGACACCGGGUUUGCUGACUUUGCGGAUUUCAGUUCUGCUCCGCACGCACCUAGAGAGGAGGAAGAUGAUGAUUUUGGUGACUUCGCCAGCACUGUUUCAGAAAAAUCUGAUGCAGCCGAUACAGGUCUUGAGGCCACGCAUCCUGAGGUGCUGGAUGACUUCACUGCUUUCCAGGCUGACAAGCCCAAGUUUGGUAAAUCGGACUUCCUCAAAGCUAGUGCUCAGCCAAAAGCCAAAUCCAGUGAGGAGAUGAUCAAGAAUGAGCUUGCUACAUUUGAUUUGUCUGUGCAAGGGUCCCAUAAGCGCAGCCACAGUCUGGGUGAGAAAGAGAUCUGCUCGACACCUUCUCCUGCUCCUGAGCAGCAGUUCCGCGAUCGCGCCAACACAUUGAGUGAGAAAGCAGCGCUGCCAGUCAUCCGGGACAAGUACAAAGACUUAACAGGAGAAGUGGAGGAGAGUGAGCGCUAUGCGUACGAAUGGCAGAGGUGCUUGGAGAGCGCUCUUCAGGUGAUCUCCACAGCCAACAACACCCUUAAUGGCAUCAGCAGUUCCGGCGUGUGUACCGAGGUCAUCCAAUCAGCACAAGGCAUGGAGUACCUACUAGGAGUGGUGGAGGUGUAUCGUGUGGCCAGGCGAGUGGAGCUGGGCAUCAAGGCCACGGCUGUGUGCUCGGAGAAACUGCAGGAGCUGCUGAAGGAUAUAAGCCGUGUGUGGAACAACCUCAUGGGCUUCAUGUCUCUGGCCAACGUCUCACCUGAUGAAAGCUCUCUGGACUUCUCCUCCUGUAUCCUGAGGCCAGGCAUCAAGAAUGCAAAGGAGUUGGCCUGCGGAGUGUGUCUGCUCAAUGUUGAUUCACGCAGCAAGAAGAAGGAGGAGAACACAUUCGGACGUCUGUUUAAAAAAGCACUUGUAAAAGACCCAGGCACCAAGUUAAUGGCUUUUAACUCCGAGACUGAUAACUUCAAACUGACAUACGGUGGGCACCAGUACCAUGCAAGCUGUGCUAAUUUCUGGAUUAACUGCGUCGAGCCCAAGCCUCCUGGCCUCAUCCUCCCUGACCUGCUGUGAUUCCUCUGAUCCAUAUCUCCUGCUGGGGAACAACUGGCGAACAACCUGAAAGUUCUUUAAAUGUUCUGGUUUUGCUUUUUCUUAAUUUAUUGUCGCUCUUUCUUUUUUCUCUCCACGACUUAAAAAAAAAAAAAAAACCUUCUUCAACUUGGCCUGUUGUGGUACUCGGGGUUUGGUGAAUGUGUGCUGUUGUAAAGAAACAAGAAAAUCGGUUAUUUAUUGAGCUGCAUCUUUAACUUUUCGUCGUUGUGUUUUUGGCUGUGUGUAUCGGUCCGAUGUUUAACUGCUGUACGAGCUCGACCCCCAUUGCUAUCCAUGAUAAGGAAAGUCGAUUGUAGAUGAACAGAAAUGUGACAUUUAGUUAAUUGCGUAAUUUGAAACAACCAGAAGAAUCUUUAUAUUGGCACAUGUUCUAUAGAUCAUGAUUGUCUUAUAUUAAAUAGAGAAAGGUGUUUUGCUUUCGCUUAUCAGGGCUCAUUUAACGGCCAGGAGGGAUGGAAUUGUCUGAGAUGUAAUUAUAUUAUUUGGGGAUGUUUUAUAAAACAGAGACAGGACUAUUAAAAAGGGUCUUUUACAACGGGGUGAUGUUGGAUAUAUAUAUUUUUUUUUUUGUAACAUGAGAUGAUGCUUCAGAAGGAUGUCGUCUUAAAACUCACUUGUUUUUUCUUCAUCUUAAAUCAAAUGCAGCUUAUUUACAUGAACUACUGAGUGUUAAUAACAUGGCUGUAUACAGUUAUAAUGUCUGUUACAAUGUCUAUUAAAUGCUGUGUAUUGCUUA